AUGGGGGACGUUUUCAUCUGGGGCGAAAUCACCGGAGACGUCUGCGGACCCCACAAAUCCGGUACCAAAACCGAUUCCUUAUUACCCAAACCUCUAGAAUCCGCAGUAGUCCUCGAUGUCCAAAACAUUGCGUGUGGCGGCCGACACGCCGCGUUAGUCACAAAACAAGGCGAAAUCUUUUCAUGGGGCGAAGAAUUAGGCGGACGUUUAGGACAUGGAAUCGAUUCAAACGUCCCACAUCCGAAACUCAUCGAUGCCCUUAGUAACACAAACAUUGAGCUAGUGGCAUGUGGGGAGUAUCACACGUGUGCAGUUACCUUAUCCGGUGACCUCUACACAUGGGGGGAAGGGCAUUUCGGGAUACUCGGACACGAUAACGAAGUUUCACACUGGGUUCCGAAAAGGGUAAAUGGGUCAUUAGAGGGUAUCCAUGUGUCCUCCAUUUCUUGCGGGCCGUGGCAUACUGCGGUGGUGACCUCCGCGGGUCAACUUUUUACUUUUGGAGACGGGACUUUCGGGGUGUUAGGACACGGGGAUAAGAAAAGUGUUUUGAAACCUAAAGAAGUUGAGUCACUUAAAAGGGUUGAGAACUGUCGAUUAGGGCAUGGGGAUAAAGAAACUAAACUAGUUCCCACUUGUGUUGCUGCUCUUGUGGACCCGAAUUUUUGCCAGGUGGCGUGUGGGCAUAGCAUGACACUCGCACUCACGACUUCCGGGCAUGUUUACGCGAUGGGCAGUCCGGUUUACGGGCAGCUCGGGAACCCGAAUGCUGACGGGAAGCUGCCCGCUUGUAUUGAAGGUAAACUUUUAAAAUCUUUCGUGGAGGAAAUCGCUUGUGGGGCCCAUCAUGUUGCGGUUUUGACUUCGAGGACGGAGGUUUACACAUGGGGGAAAGGGGCGAAUGGUCGAUUAGGUCAUGGAGAUACAGAUGAUAGAAAUUACCCGACUUUAGUUGAAGCUUUGAAAGAUAAACAAGUGAAAGGGAUUGCUUGUGGGACAAAUUUUACUGCAGCUAUAUGUCUUCAUAAAUGGGUGUCUGGAGUUGAUCAGUCUAUGUGUUCUGGGUGUCGCCUUCCGUUUAAUUUCAAAAGAAAGCGACAUAAUUGUUACAAUUGUGGGCUUGUUUUUUGUCAUUCUUGUAGUAGCAAGAAAUCACUAAGGGCAUCCAUGGCACCUAACCCGAAUAAACCGUAUCGGGUUUGUGAUAAUUGUGUUAAUAAAUUGAAAAAAGCUAUCGAAACCGAUGCCUCUUCAGUGUCUUCCGUGAGAAGAGCGAGUAUAAACCCUAAUGAGCAAAAUGAGAAAGAUGCUAGGUCAGAAUUACGAUCUCGCCCUCGGCUCGCGAGGUUUGCUUCUAUGGAAGCGAUGAAACCAUUGGAAAGUUAUUCUUCAAAGAGGAACAAGAAGUUAGAAUUUAGUAGCAGCCGUGUUUCGCCUAUUCCUUCAGGAAGCUCUCAAUGGGGAGGGAUUAAUAUUUCUAAAUCUUUUAAUCCGGUUUUUGGGUCUUCUAAAAAGUUUUUUUCCGCUUCUGUCCCUGGUUCAAGAAUGGUGUCUCGGGCAACUUCUCCGGUGUCAAGGCGGGCCAGCCCACCUCGGUCCGCCACUCCAACACCAACUUUGGCCGGAUUAUCUUCACCAAAGAUCAUUGUGGAUGAUGCUAAAAGGACAAAUGAUAGCCUCAAUCAAGAAGUAACUAAACUAAGAGCACAGGUUGAAAGUCUAACCCGAAAAGCCAAACUUCAAGAGGUUGAGCUGGAAAGAACUUCUAAACAGCUGAAGGAGGCAAUAGCAAUUGCAGGGGAUGAAAGCUCAAAAUGCAAGGCUGCAAAAGAAGUCAUCAAAUCACUUACAGCACAACUGAAAGACAUGGCAGAAAGGCUACCAGUAGGAACUACAAGAGACAUAAGAUCUCCUUCCUUCACUUCUUUUGGAUCCAAUAUUUCUUUCAGUGAUGUGUUAAUAAACUCCUCAGUUGACCAGCUUAAUGGUCAAACUCAAACACCAGCAUAUAAAAACACUCAGUUGGUAUUAAAUGGAUCAAGUUCCAUCAUAAACAAAACAGCUGUUUCAGAAGCAACAGCAGCAAGAAAUGGUGGCAGAAGUGAUGAUGAAUGGGUUGAGCAAGAUGAACCUGGUGUUUAUAUUACACUUACCUCCUUGCCUGGAGGUAUUAAAGAUCUUAAACGAGUCCGCUUCAGUCGAAAGCGAUUUAGCGAGAAACAAGCGGAGCAAUGGUGGGCCGAGAACCGUGCGAGAGUUUAUCAACAAUAUAAUGUUCGAUUGGCUGAUAAAUCAAGUGUAGGUGUCGCAAGUGAUGACUUGGCACAGUGACAUGUAGAAACAUCAUCGUAUGUAAAUGAAUUUUCCUAAUUCGAUUUGUCGGGUUUUCGCCACAUCAUCUCCCAUCCGUUAAAUUGUUUCCUGUUUUUUCGGGGUUGAUGAUGUCGAUGAAUAUGUAAAUUCAUUGUAGGUUUUCUAGCUGUUCUUGAAAGCUGAUACCGUGUAUAUUCAUAGUUUCUUUUGGGUUUCGGUUAUUAGCUUUGAAAGUUGUAUACCUUGAAAAAAAAUCUUGCUGAUUGGU
Messenger RNA from Lactuca virosa, 2581 nucleotides. The record is from the annotation of a GenBank genome assembly. Lineage: Eukaryota; Viridiplantae; Streptophyta; Magnoliopsida; Asterales; Asteraceae.